GGUGCCACUUGGCGGCCAUGGCAGCUGUAGUAUCGGUGGCUCCGGGUCAAGGCCCCUCGGAGUGGAGUAACACGGGCAGCACUGGGUAUAGGGUAGAGACAGCUUUGUAUCAGCUUCACUGCUGAACCCCACGACCCGCCAUUACCGGCCUGCAGGACGCCUUUCCUCACUCUAGACUCGGAGGAGAGUUUGCCGUGGUUGGUGGGCUGGUCCCGGAGCUGGGGGGGCGAUCACCUGCGGGGUGCCCCAGGGAGAUAAGGGAGCAGGGAGAACGAACUAGUUCACUGGGGUUUUCGUCCUUUUCUUGCUGCCAUCGGGCACAUUGCUUGUGGAGGAAAUAGGCCCAUUGUGCUGCCCGUAUUCCGACGAUUGAACCAAUAGCUCCUUCGUAUAGUUUCCCAUUGACUUCUCAUCUCUGUUAACCCAUGGGAAUCCAGUGACUGGUAUAUGAAAACUUACGGGCUGGGACCUAAGAUUGCUGAAAGUUGUCUCUAGUAUCAGCAAAAAGAGGGCUCUUUACAGAUACGUUCAAGAGAGAAGUGCCUCGUGAACGCAUCUGCCGGUGGGGAGGACGAAAGAACUGGAAAGUCCACCUGUUUCCUUGGAACAGUCACACGUGUUUAAGGACCUGAGCUCCCGAAAAAUUAUAGACUAGUGGUAUUGGAUGAAUAAAGAAGGCAGAAUGGAUGAUUUCAUCUCCAUUAGCCUGCUGUCUCUGGCUAUGUUGGUGGGCUGUUACGUGGCUGGAAUCAUUCCUUUGGCUGUUAAUUUCUCGGAGGAGCGACUAAAGCUGGUGACUGUUUUGGGUGCCGGCCUCCUCUGUGGAACUGCACUGGCGGUCAUCGUGCCUGAAGGAGUGCACGCACUUUAUGAAGAUAUUCUUGAGGGGAAGCACCACCAAGCGAGUCAAACACAGAACGUGAUUGCAUCAGACAAAGCAGCAGUAGUACCAGUUGCCCAUGAACAUGAGCACAGCCAUGACCACACGCAGCUGCAUGCCUACAUCGGUGUGUCCCUCGUACUGGGCUUUGUCUUCAUGUUGUUGGUGGACCAGAUUGGCAGCUCCCAUGUGCAUUCUACUGACGAUCCAGAAACAGCAAGGCCCAGCAAUUCCAAAAUCACCACCACGCUGGGUCUGGUCGUCCAUGCUGCAGCUGACGGAGUUGCUUUGGGAGCAGCAGCUUCUACUUCACAAACUAGUGUCCAGUUAAUUGUGUUUGUGGCAAUAAUGCUACAUAAGGCACCAGCUGCUUUUGGGUUAGUUUCCUUCUUAAUGCAUGCAGGCCUCGAGCGGAAUCGAAUCAGAAAGCACUUACUCGUCUUUGCACUGGCAGCACCAGUUAUGUCCAUGGUGACAUACUUAGGACUGAGUAAGAGCAGUAAAGAAGCCCUUUCAGAGGUCAAUGCCACUGGGGUGGCCAUGCUUUUCUCUGCCGGGACCUUUCUUUACGUUGCCACAGUACAUGUCCUCCCUGAGGUGGGCGGAAUGGGGCACAGCCACAAACCCGACCCCACUGGAGGGAGAGGCCUCAGCCGCCUGGAGGUGGCAGCCCUGGUUCUGGGUUGCCUCAUCCCCCUCGUUCUGUCAAUAGGACAUCAGCAUUAACUGGUGAGGGGCCAGCCUCGGUCCAUGGCCGUUCGCCAUUCAGUGAGAACAGCCGGCACGUGACAGGCGCUCACUUCGUCAGUCUCUCGUCUCGCCUCGCCCAUCUCCACCUGUAUUCCUGAAGAGUCCAGAGGGAGGUGAGAUGAAAACCUGGAGUAACGGAAAGCUUUUCAAGUAGAAACAACACACCGCGAAGGAUACAGACAUUCCGUUGUGUUGUCUUUUCAAGGGCCCUUGGCAUUUUGAGUUUUGAUGUUUCCCUUAACCCUAUUCUCAGGGAAGAUGGAAUUUAGUUUUAAGGAAAAGUGGAGAACUUCCUACUCACAAUGAAAUAAUUAUGAAAGUACAGUAUUCUGUAAUAAAGCUAAAUCUCUUAGUCUAGAGGCUCUGCCACUCUAUCCAUUGAUUUUUUAACAUGGUUCUCACCGUGUAAGACUGGUGCUUUAGCAUCUAUGCCACUUGCCUUGAAUGAAGGUCAUGAUGCCCACUGUGUUAGAUGCUAAAGAUAAGUAGUUCAUCUGGGGCUAGAGUCAAGAAAAUGAUGGCAAGAUACAUUGAAAACUGACUUUACACUUGAGAGAUCUGGAGAAGCAGGGACAUCUGGGGAGACUGAAACACCCCCUUCAGCACGUGCCUCUCCCCAGAGAGCCUGCCUUCCAUCAGAUGGGGGAGCAGAGGUGGACUAGCUUUUAAAGAGGUGACGUGUUUUAUAAAACAUUUUUUUUUUCAAGUCCUCCUGUUUGUAGUAGAGGAGCCAAGUUCUAAUAAGUUCAGACCAACCUAGGCUUACAGUCAGAUCCCAAAGUAUCUUUGGAAAUUAAGGGGUGUUAAAUGUUAAGUGAAUUUGGACAGUUACUGACAUCUUUGUAGUAACCUUUUUAGAAGAAAGAUCACCAAAACCUACUUGUCCUUUUUUUGUCUCUUAAAUAUUUAUCUUGGUAGACCAGCAGUCCCUGUGGCAACAUACUCAGUGCCCUUUUGGGACUGCCGGGUCAGUAUCACAUAAGCACCUGUAGCAGGGAAGAAAGUCAAGAUGUAUCACAAAUGGGAGGUGUUUGCCUGUUGAUUUAAAGCUUAUUAAAAUCAUGUCUUUUGUCUCUUCAUCUUUUCCGUAUUUUAUUCCUAACUUUUCCCUCCAGCCCUUCCUCCCUACAAUUUGCUGCUUACUGCUGCUGGUGAUGCCAAUAUUUGUGUGAGUUAAGUUCUCAUCAGGACAGCCUCUUCUUGGAACUGUGAUGAUAAAGAUAAUAUUGUCUCUGUCCUCUGUUCUUUUCAGUGAAGUUACCUUUGUGUCAAUUGCAGCUUUGUUAAGCCCUUAAAAUGUCAACUUCCUCGUAUGUGAGAUGAUACAAUCACUGAUACUCUGGUAAUUUAAACAAUUGAGAUAUUAAAAAUAGUAAGCAGACUAGGAUAAUUUGUCCAUAUUUGCCAAAAAUCCCUGUAAACCUUGUGUUAUCAUAUAAGUGUAUAAUAUUAUAUUGUUAAUUUAUUUUGAUUUUCUGUACCAUUUCAAAACACAUUUCAUAAAGUGGGAACCAAGACUAUUUUUGUCAGGGCAUUGGAUUUAGGAGUUUGUGAAACAUUUUAUAUAAUGCAUAAACCAGCAUGCCCAGGAUUUCUGUAUUUCCUUCCUAGAUUUGUCGCUGGGUCAGCAGCUGUGGAAAGAGAACUUGUGAGCCCUCUGCUGGCUAGACCAAAGUAGCAUAAACAGGAUCUGGUUUUGGAUAGUGGCUGGGAACCCUUGUGAACAGCAUAAAAACCAACAGAAGGUGCAGCAGGAAAGUCUAGGUGACUUUGCUGCUAACAGCUGGGACUUCAGAGAGUCAUGGGGUUUCACCUAGUCCUUCAAAAUGACAUGGUUGCCUUGAUUCUCCCUGGAAAUGUACUUCAUUAAAUAAAUAGCUCAUUUUAGUGUCUGGUCUGGUUUGAAUAGUGGCACUUUUUUAUCAUAUUGUUGUGCAAUGAUCAGAAAUUUGUUCUGCUGGCCAAAGCCUCUUUCUGCAGUGCCUUGCCAUGACACUUAAAAGUUGGGCUAGAAUAUCUUGACGGGUAGGGCCUUGAACUCUGGCAAGGGCAGAACCAUCUAACCUCCAAAUUGGCCUUCCCCUCUGGACUCCACAUUAAUAAGCAAACCUUUCAAGGCCUAUCAGCUCUCAAGAGCUAUGGGCUGUCCAAGAUUUUAAAACUGCUACCCCAGGAACCACUCAUUUCCCUCCUGGUCAGCAGGCAGAAAUAGCCAUACUAAUCUUACAGGGCUCAAACGCAUCUCUAGGCAGCAGGGUACUGA
Molecule: messenger RNA, 3893 nt
Organism: Budorcas taxicolor (takin)
Lineage: Eukaryota; Metazoa; Chordata; Mammalia; Artiodactyla; Bovidae
Gene: SLC39A9
Product: solute carrier family 39 member 9
Exons: 7
Coding region: 665-1606 (313 amino acids)
Biological process (GO): zinc ion transport; transmembrane transport
Cellular component (GO): membrane
Molecular function (GO): metal ion transmembrane transporter activity
Source: RefSeq, a predicted model, not a curated record